This is a messenger RNA of Quercus robur (English oak), 1179 nucleotides long. RefSeq lists its product as uncharacterized. NCBI's taxonomy places the organism in Eukaryota, Viridiplantae, Streptophyta, Magnoliopsida, Fagales, Fagaceae. The transcript is spliced from 2 exons. The record is from RefSeq and is a predicted model, not a curated record. Bases 1 to 1179 code for a protein of 392 amino acids.
AUGAGUGACGAUGAGUCAUUUGAUUCAUUUUAUGGAAGACUCAAUGAGAUUGUUAUUUCCAAGCUCAAUCUCAGAGAGAAGAUUGAAGACGCCAAAGUGGUGAGGAAAGUCUUGAGAUCCUUGCUCGAAAGCUUCCAGACUAAGGUCAUCGCCAUUGAGGAGAGGAAGUUGUUUGGCAAAGGGAAGUUCUCAUCCCCCAAAAAUGACAAAAGAGACUUCAAGAAGAAGGAUUGGAAAGACUCAUCAUCAUCCCAAGGAAUUGUGUGCUGUGAAUGCAAUGGCCAUGGGCAUCUAAAGAAAGAGUGUCUAAACUAUUUGAGAGGAAAGGGAAAAGUGCUAACAACUUCCCUUAGUGACUCAAAGAGCUCAAAUUCCGAUGCGGAAGGAGAAUAUGAUAGUGAUGGAAACUAUUCAUCAUUUAUGGCGAUUACCACGGUUGAUUCUAGAGAUGAAUUAAGUGAUUUGGUUGAAGAACUUGGUGUACAUUCUAAAGGUGAAGAGAUUGAAGUUUCUGAUGAUGAUGAUGUGUACCUCAAUGAGGGUGAUAAGAAUCUUCAAGAAGUAUACAAUGCAUUACUUGAAAAUUGUGGCAAGUAUGCUAAGGUUGCCAAGAGUGCAGUUAAAAAGAUGAAGAAAAUUGAAGAAGACCACAAAUCCAUUCUUGUACAACUUAAGGAUGCUAAGUGUGAAGUUGAAGAGCUGAAGGAAGAGUUGCUGAAUGCCUACUCCAAAAUCAAGUUUCUCGAACUUGAAGUAAUUCAAGCAAAUGUCAAAGUGGAAUGCAUCACUACCAAGAAACUUGACAGCGUGCUCUCAUCUCAAAAGCCUUCCAAGGACAAGACCAUUUUGGGCUACACCAAUGAAGGAAGCUCAAGUGGUGAACCCAAAAAGGAGAUGAAGUUUGUGUUGGCAAAGAAUCUAGAGAAGCCCAAGGUUGAGAUCCCUACUAUUGAGAAGAAAGACAUUAGUCCAAAACUAAAGCUAAAAGGGAAGUCAUUGCCUAAGAACCAAAAGGGACCUCAGGUGAAGCAUUUUUGUCAUCAUUGUCGAGUUCGAGGACACACAAGACCAAAUUACUUUAAGCUUUAUGCUCUCAAAAGGGUUGACUUUCUGCGUGAUCAAGGAAAUUCAAGAAGAAUGCCAAGGGGAAACCAAGCUAAAGGAGAAAAUGAGGGUUAA